Metarhizium brunneum ARSEF 3297 is the source of this 1026-nucleotide messenger RNA. NCBI's taxonomy places the organism in Eukaryota, Fungi, Ascomycota, Sordariomycetes, Hypocreales, Clavicipitaceae. The record is from RefSeq and is a predicted model, not a curated record.
AUGCCCGUAUCCCCAUAUGCAACUGAAGCAUGGACCGAGUACGUACUGGGAAUCUGUGUCCUCGUUGCCCGAAUUCUUUGCCGCACCAGCGUGGUGGGAAUGAAUUGGGAUGGAGAUGACUACUUUGCCUUUUUGGCCAUCAUUCUCUGGACAGCAGAGCUGUGUAUGUUUCACAUGAUAGGAACACAGGGCUCCCUCAAAGGCCUCCACGAACACAAAGGCCUCACACUCACCGACGAAGAGAAGCACAAUCUUGCGAUUGGGGCCAAGUGCAUGUUGGCAAGCUGGUGCAUCUACGUCUCUCUGAUUUGGGCACUAAAGGCCUGCAUGCUCUUCCUCUACGGAAGGUUAACCCUGGACCUCAAGCAGCGGCACAUGGUCAAGAUCACGGCCGUAGCCUGCGUCGCAGCAUACAUCUCCCUCAUUGCCGUCAUCGGAUCGCAUUGCACGCCCAUCCAAAGAAAGUGGCAGAUUCACCCGUAUCCCGGCGAUGCCUGUGCUCUGGGCACGCCCAUGCAUUACGCGUUAUUCGUCACAAACGUCAGCACCGACUUGAUGAUUUUAGCUGUUCCGUUAUCGCUGCUUUGGAAGGUCCAAAUGCCGUGGCACAGGCAGCUACUUUGCGGGAUCUGGCUUUGCACGGGGGGUUUUGUCGUCGUCGCUGCUGUUUUCCGCUGCAUCAUCUGCCUCCUAAACGAUAAGAAAGCCGACAUCGCUUUAAUCUGGUCCCUUCGAGAAACGUUUGUCGGCAUCAUUGCCACCAACAUCCCGAUCCUAGGACCCUGGAUCGCUCGCGCCGUCCACAAUCUGCGCGGUAUUCAUUCUGGUGGUGGCUCCAAGACAAGUGAUGCAGGGGUUUUAUCAGAUCCCCCCGGCGGACACAGAUUAUCUCGACUGGAGAGACGGGCCAAGGAGAAUAGGAUCCGGAGGGGCUUGGGCUGGACGACGAUUCGCAGCGGGAGCCAUGACUAUAUUGCUAAAGAAGAGCUUCAGCUGCAAUCGAAGAGCCCGUCGCAGUCUGAUUAG